Phragmites australis (common reed) is the source of this 790-nucleotide messenger RNA. RefSeq names its product small ribosomal subunit protein uS12. Gene Ontology annotation, biological process: translation. NCBI's taxonomy places the organism in Eukaryota, Viridiplantae, Streptophyta, Magnoliopsida, Poales, Poaceae. The record is from RefSeq and is a predicted model, not a curated record. Gene Ontology annotation, molecular function: structural constituent of ribosome. Gene Ontology annotation, cellular component: cytosolic small ribosomal subunit; ribosome. The transcript has 4 exons. The coding region runs from base 150 to 578 and encodes 142 amino acids.
CCCUAACCGUCAACCCUACUAUAAAUUUUCCUUGCCUCCCCUCCACACUCUCGCAGCCGCCGCCGACGCCGUCAUCGAGCUCGAAGCCCUUCCCUCCCGGCUCCCGCACCGCUGCCGACCCUCGCCGGCCGACCCCUUCCUCCGCCAUCAUGGGGAAGACACGUGGUAUGGGAGCUGGUCGUAAACUGAAGACCCACCGCAGGAACCAGAGGUGGGCUGACAAGGCAUACAAGAAGAGCCACUUGGGAAACGAGUGGAAGAAACCCUUUGCUGGAUCGUCUCAUGCCAAGGGCAUUGUUUUGGAGAAGAUUGGUAUUGAGGCCAAGCAGCCGAAUUCUGCCAUCCGUAAGUGUGCUCGUGUUCAGCUGGUGAAGAAUGGGAAGAAGAUAGCUGCCUUUGUCCCGAAUGAUGGUUGCCUGAACUACAUUGAAGAGAAUGAUGAGGUGCUGAUUGCUGGAUUUGGUCGUAAGGGGCACGCUGUGGGAGAUAUUCCUGGUGUCAGGUUCAAGGUCGUGAAGGUAUCUGGUGUGUCGCUGCUUGCACUCUUCAAGGAGAAGAAGGAGAAGCCAAGGUCUUAGAUUGCUCUUGAUAGGCAACUAUGGAGUAGACUGUCAAGGCUCUAUAAUCGAACUUGAGUUGUGCUAGCAAGAGAGCUGUUCAUUCUGAGCUGUAUCUUUUGUUAACAGUACUAUUGAGAGUUUUGCUUUCUUUUUGGAGAUAUUAAUUCCGCAUUACCUGUGCUGGCUUUGGAUUUUCUCCCCCUUGUUUGAUCCUUUUCUGUUUCAUUGUC